Molecule: messenger RNA, 2439 nt
Organism: Sporothrix brasiliensis 5110
Lineage: Eukaryota; Fungi; Ascomycota; Sordariomycetes; Ophiostomatales; Ophiostomataceae
Exons: 4
Coding region: 1-2439 (812 amino acids)
Biological process (GO): magnesium ion homeostasis
Cellular component (GO): intracellular membrane-bounded organelle
Source: RefSeq, a predicted model, not a curated record
AUGGCAUUCUCUUCCCAACGACGUCAAUUCGGUCACAACGUGCGUCCUGCAAGCGGCCAUGCCUUCAAUGGUUUUGGCACCGCACGAACACUCGUGCUUGGCUUGUCGCGUAUCAUAUUCACGUCUCUGCCUGCCAGAACCGUGUCGGCCGCGCCGCUCUCUGCUUUCGAUGCCGUGAGCAAGCGAAGUGCUGCCUUUUGGCCUUCGCAGCACCUCGGCGAGGACGACCCUGAUGCAAGCGGUGCCAGUUUAUGGGUGCUCUAUGUCGCAUCGGCUGUUCUUGUUUUGCUUGGUGGCGCCUUCGCUGGACUAACAAUUGCAUUGAUGGGCCAAGACAGCAUCUAUUUACAAGUGCUCUCCCGUGAUGAUACCGAUCCUCAACAAAAGAACGCAAAGCGAGUCGACGAUCUCCUAAAACGUGGCAAGCACUGGGUGCUGGUGACAUUGCUCCUCUCCAACGUCAUUGUCAACGAGACUCUCCCUGUUGUGCUGGAUCGCUGCCUCGGCGGCGGCGUAGCCGCUGUGGUUGGUAGUACACUCCUGAUCGCUAAAGUUCUCGAUCAUGCGCUUGGCGAGGACCACGGCACCGUUUACAAGAAAAGCGGCCUGAAAACGCUGGUGACGCUUCAUCGAUCCCUAGGCGAGGUGUCGGAGCGUCUGAACCAAGACGAAGUGACAAUUAUCAGUGCUGUCCUUGACCUCAAAGAGAAGCCUGUUUCUAACGUCAUGACGCCCAUGGAGGAUGUGUUUACCAUGUCCGAAGAUACCAUCCUGGACGAGAAAAUGAUGGACAUGAUUCUCUCUGCUGGUUACUCCCGCAUUCCGAUUCACGAGCCAUUCAACCCAACCAAUUUUGUUGGCAUGCUGCUUGUCAAGAUUCUAAUUACGUACGAUCCGGACGACAAAAUUCGUGUCAGCGAAUUUCCUCUCGCCACACUCCCCGAAACCCGUCCUGAAACAAGCUGCCUUGAUAUUGUUAACUUUUUCCAAGAAGGCAAAUCGCACAUGGUACUCGUAUCUCAGUAUCCUGGUGAAGACCAUGGUGCGCUGGGUGUUGUCACUCUGGAGGAUGUUAUCGAAGAGUUGAUUGGAGAAGAGAUCAUCGACGAAUCGGACGUUUAUAUCGACGUCCACAAGGCCAUCCGCCGUCUUCAACCGGCGCCCAGAGCCCGGCCGACUCGCCACCGAUCUUUAGCUUCCGAGUUCGGUGCGACGGCAUCGACGGCGGCCACGAGAGUAGCCGAUGAAGACGAAGACAACAAUGGCGACGCUGAGCCGUCGUUGCAACAGCAAACCAUUCCGGUUCUGCGUGCUUUAUCAAAGACAAAUACCGCUGCUCGUGCCUUGUCGACAAGCCCGAAAACCACGACUGUCAUGAUGCGGCGCUGUUCAGCGGGUGCCGAUGGCCGCCUGACAAGGUCUACGGUCCCGGUCCGAGCCAACAUCGACGAGAUGUGGCAGCACCUACGUCAUCUAGGCCCGUCUAAUCGGGCUAACAAUCCGAAGAAUACCCGGUCAACAACGGUAAAAAUCAAACAGGGCCAUUCGCAUGCUGGGCACCAAGCCCUCCUUGAGCCAGUUCUCAUUGCAGAUGAUUUGGAAAGCCCGCACAUUGACGACGAGACGGAGGACGAAGACGCAGGAGAGACCACUCUGCUUUUAUCACCGAAGGUAUCAAACGGCAAGGAUAUCCAAGCAAGCUCCCGGGCACCCGUGCAAGAUUACGGCACUACCCGAAUGGUGUCCCAAAAGCCUGACACAGAGAGAAACGACGACUAUACAAAUGACGGCUUAUACACCGAUGCCAUCGAUACUCCGGCCAUUGAAAUUGGAACGCGCAGUGGUGAGAGCGUUACUAAUAGAGACUCUGGGAAGCAAAAUGUUAUCAUCAACUUGGACCGUGGCGGUGGUAAUAUCAACGUCGACGUCGGCGCUAGCAAGACCUCUGUUUUUGGUGAGAGUGCACACCCCAGCUCCGAGAGCAGUCCAAACCGCAGCAUUGUAGUGGCGGACAUCAACACACCUAUCUCACGACGAUCGCUUGUGCGCAGUGGCAGCAUCACGGAGAAUGUGAUUGAGACGAGGGGUAUCCGCAAAGUCAUUCUGGAAACGACCAGUUCGGCUGAAGACGACGAGGAGGCCGUGGUUGGCACUGCCAGCAGCGUUAUUCAACGGCGCAGUCCUCUAAGUGGUUUCCAAAGCCCCGUGACACGCAGCACUCAUGUUUCCGAGGUGGAAGAUAAGACAGUCAAGAAAAGGGAUCUUGAAACAGCACUGUUUGCGGCUCAGUCCGCGGAAGCGUCCGCCCAUAUUUCAACACCGAGCAGCAGCCAAAUUGACGGCACUGAAGACCAAGAAAGCGAUUCUGUUGCCGCGGCCGAUGCCAGUGGCCGUCCCAAAAAGAAGACCCGCCGCAAGAAGAGGAAAAACACAAAGUGA